GAAUCUGCCGAGUUUGUGUCUGCAUGAGGGAAUGAGCAGGCCCCAGUGGUGGGCCCUAGAAGCCUAAGAAUCUCACAGGCCCCUCCUGUUGACCCAAACAGAAACUGAACCAGAGAGGCUAGUGGGCAUAUUUUCCCUGGACGUGCAGAAUUCAUAUGCUCCUUCUCUACAAGUGAUUCCCCAGAUCAUAAUCCUCUGCUGAGAUUUGGGUUGGAUUCGAGAAUCUAGAGAAUUCCUACAGCUUUGUAACUUUAGGAGGUGUGACCUGCUGAGAAAUUCACCUUUUGAGGAGCUCUGCGUUUUGCCAGUCGUCUCUUAUAACUGAGUGCCAAAGAGAGUCGAACUUGACCAGCAGUGACACUGAGAAGUUGACUGGUUGGAUUUGAGCUGGACUGCUCUCUGGCAAAGGACUCCAUGAAAGAUGACAGAGGAAGUUAUUGUGAUAGCAAAGUGGGACUACACUGCCCAACAGGACCAGGAGCUGGAUAUCAAGAAAAACGAGCGUCUGUGGCUGCUGGAUGACUCCAAGACGUGGUGGCGUGUGAGGAACGCGGCCAACAGGACCGGCUACGUGCCGUCCAACUACGUGGAGAGGAAGAACAGUCUGAAGAAGGGCUCCCUCGUGAAGAACCUGAAGGACACGCUAGGCCUCGGCAAGACGAAGAGGAAGACGAGCGCCCGGGACGCGUCCCCUACGCCCAGCACUGACGCCGAGUACCCAGCCAACGGGGGCGGUGCCGACCGCAUCUACGACCUCAACAUCCCUGCCUACGUCAAGUUCGCCUACGUGGCCGAGAGGGAGGACGAGCUGUCCCUGGUGAAGGGGUCGCGUGUCACCGUAAUGGAGAAGUGCAGCGAUGGCUGGUGGCGUGGCAGCUACAACGGGCAGAUCGGCUGGUUUCCCUCCAACUAUGUCCUGGAGGAGGUGGACGAAGCAGCCGCCGAGUCCCCCAGCUUCCUGAGCCUGCGGAAGGGCGCCUCCCUGAGCAAUGGCCAGGGCGCGCGGGUCCUGCAUGUGGUGCAGACGCUGUACCCCUUCAGCUCGGUCACCGAGGAGGAGCUCAACUUCGAGAAGGGGGAGACCAUGGAGGUGAUCGAGAAGCCCGAGAAUGACCCCGAGUGGUGGAAGUGCAAAAAUGCCCGGGGGCAGGUGGGCCUGGUCCCCAAGAACUACGUGGUGGUCCUGAGCGACGGGCCUGCCCCGCAGAUGAGCUCCAUGGGGCCCGCGUGCAGCGGGCGCUUCGCGGGCCGGGAGUGGUACUACGGCAACGUGACGCGGCACCAGGCCGAGUGCGCCCUCAACGAGCGCGGCGUCGAGGGGGACUUCCUCAUUAGGGACAGCGAGUCUUCGCCCAGUGACUUCUCCGUGUCUCUGAAAGCUUCAGGGAAGAACAAACAUUUCAAGGUGCAGCUCGUGGACAAUGUCUACUGCAUCGGGCAGCGGCGGUUUCACACCAUGGACGAGUUGGUGGAACACUACAAAAAGGCACCCAUCUUCACCAGUGAGCACGGGGAGAAGCUCUACCUCGUGAGAGCGCUGCAGUGACGGCCCCUCCCACGGCCCUGCCACCUGCCACCUCCAGGCCCUCGGUGCUGGCUGCACUCACCUCCCCAGAGCCGAGCGGAUUGGCCCCAAGAAGCGGCCGCGCUCCGGGCCCUCCCAUCGCGGCUCCGCUCUGUCCGGUGGUUCAUCAUGUUUCUUGGCUUCCUUUGCCUCAGUUCAUCUUUGUGUGCCGGUCAGUUGUUUUCCACCCCCCUCUCCAGCUGCCCUGCUCCCAGCCAGGGCCAGGGAUCGGAGGUGAAGAGGAGCAUCCGUUCACUUUAUUCCUGGGCAACUGAAGAUGGCCUUCGUGUGUUCAGGUGGUUCAUGCUAACAGAACCCCCCAUUAGAAAGGCACCGGCCACGGUUUGAGUGCACCGAAGCUGCCAUUAAUCACUGAACUACAGGUCGCUCAGAAAGCGGCGUCCACGGGGCUCAGGGCUCCCUCUCGGGCCAGGCGGCACCCGCGAGGUGCCUGGUCCCGGCCACCCUGGCUCCGUGCCCCUUGCCCUCGCGUGGCUCCCAGACUGUGCAGAGAGCGCACCUGCGCUGGCCAGAGCAGGACCAGGACCCCCGGAUGAGACCGUAGCAAGGAAACUCCAGUGCCUUCGGGGCUAUGCUUGCAAUAAAAGAAAUUUCCUUGAAAGUCAGUCCGCGGAAGCAGGACCGGUGACUCAGAGACAGAUGCUGUGGUCAUUUCCCCCCAGAUGUGCCAUCCGCAUAGUGCUCUUUCCUCUUGCCCUUCAGCUUGUUUAAAUUUUACAAUUAUGUAUUUAAUUCUCAAAGUAAUAUGUAUUUGUAGCCAUUUGUUGACACUAAUACAGAUGAUUAAGGAAAACAGCUGAUCUUUGGGGAAGGGGAGCUACUGUACACUUCACACACUUUACACACACACACACACCAUAUAUAUAUACACACAUACACAAACACAUGUAUGUGUGUGUGUAUAUAUGUGUGUAAAAACUAUUUGCUUUACAGGGAAUUUUUCAGGGUUUACAAGAGAAUAUUUGAUUGGUAGUUAAGAGACACAGAAUGUUUAUGAAGAAAUUGCAUUUUUUCUUUACAUUUGAACUUCUUUAUAGUUGAAAUCUACAGUCUUGCGAUGGCACAUUCCUACGACUGAAGAAGGGGCCUCAAGACCCCCUAAACUUGCAUACUCCAUUUUUUGGAUAUUGUAAUAAAAAAAAGUAUUAUGACAAG
Suricata suricatta (meerkat) is the source of this 2740-nucleotide messenger RNA. It is a transcript of the gene NCK2, whose product is annotated as NCK adaptor protein 2. Lineage: Eukaryota; Metazoa; Chordata; Mammalia; Carnivora; Herpestidae. The record is from RefSeq and is a predicted model, not a curated record. Gene Ontology annotation, molecular function: protein binding. Gene Ontology annotation, biological process: positive regulation of endoplasmic reticulum stress-induced intrinsic apoptotic signaling pathway; positive regulation of translation in response to endoplasmic reticulum stress; negative regulation of PERK-mediated unfolded protein response. The transcript is spliced from 6 exons. The coding region runs from base 422 to 1546 and encodes 374 amino acids.